Bombyx mori (domestic silkworm) is the source of this 8396-nucleotide messenger RNA. It is a transcript of the gene Hakai, whose product is annotated as E3 ubiquitin-protein ligase Hakai. The record is from RefSeq and is a predicted model, not a curated record. The transcript is spliced from 13 exons. Gene Ontology annotation, molecular function: ubiquitin protein ligase activity. NCBI's taxonomy places the organism in Eukaryota, Metazoa, Arthropoda, Insecta, Lepidoptera, Bombycidae. The coding region runs from base 5429 to 6514 and encodes 361 amino acids. Gene Ontology annotation, biological process: regulation of cell adhesion; protein ubiquitination.
UCGCCUUCCACGACUCGUCGUCGCCGAGCAUCGAUGCCACAACACUCGGCAACGACAAGUCGUUUCCUACUUUUGCGACGAGGACACGGCGCCACCCCUCCCAUGCGGGGCAGGCGACGAGCGUAUGCUCUGCCGUGUCCAAGUCGCAAUCACAAUGGUGGCACUCUGCUCGGCUCUGAUCCGGUGCAGGAACUCACCGAAGCAAGCCGUACUACUACUGGUCAGUCCACCUUAUAAGGGAUCUAACAGUGCUUAAGACCCGCGAAAACCGAAGAAAAUAUUAUUUAGCAUGGCCAGAGGCGAUUAUAAUAUUAUAAGAUAAUUAAGAAAAUAAUAAUAAAUUUCAUCGUCUUAUACGUGAGAAAUAACGUAUUUGAAAUAUUUGAAAUUAUUGCAUCAGACGUUACACAAUCACCAGACGUCGGAGGUCAGGGCGAAACAAUAAAUUAAAAUGAGGUAGGUACAUGCCUACACCAGUUCGAGUGGAUAAACAUUCAAAUCAAGUUUACUGCUGAAAACAGGAAUGCUAAACAUGCCCUAAAUCAUUUGGAACCUCCCUAUGGAUCUACAGAAGGACUUUGGUCGAAGUCAUUCCUUCUUCGGGAAAAAGUUCAUUGGCGUCUUGUGAUUCAGCAGGGGUAGGAGUGCGAAUCGCGAGGGUCAAAGGUUCAGGGCUGCGCAGACUGUCAGGCGCGGAGCACUCAAGGUGAAAGGAGGACGAUGCUCUAUUUGCGAAGAAAAUGGCCGGAUCCCCACCCGCACGGCAGGCGGGGUAUGUGGGAGUUAAACCUCACUAAAAACUCCUGACGCUCACAGCCGGCGCCCUGCCCCGGAGUCGGGGAUAUUGAGACGACGGGAACAUACAUGAUACACUUAGUGUGCUCAUACUAAUUUGUUUGUUAUAAAGCUUUAAGAUAACUUAACAGGGAUUCAGACCAUUUGUUAAUUGACCGACGGGGUCACGAUGUAACAUAACUAGCUGUCCGAGCCCAUAGACUCGCAUAAUAUCAAUGUAGCCACUGACCUUGAAACAUGACAUCGAAGUCUCAAAGGCUAAAAAAUCAAAAUCUAAAGAUCGUCCUAAUCUUCGAUCUGGAAUGGAUGAUUGGCUUUCGUUUUUCAUUUCACGACUCACCAGGUGUUAAGUAGUUAGUGUAUUCCAUAGACAUCAACAACAACUCAACCUUAGAACUCAUGUCUCAAGGCGGGUGAUUUUAUUAUACCAUGAGACAUGAGUUCUAAGGUCUCCGUUUUUAUACUACAACGAGUACUCCGCCCUUCAAACCGAUUCAUAUUACUGCUUCACAGCAGAAAUAGGCAAGAUGGUGGUACCUAUAUGUGCGGACUCACAAGACGUCCUACCAUCAAUGAAGAUUAUAAUUUUUGCGGGUUUAUCACGCGAUGUUAUUCGUUUAUCGUGGAAGUCAAUCGUGAAUAUUCCGUAAGUACAUAUUUCAUUAGAAAAAUUGUUACUUGCCUGCGGGAUUCGAACAUCGGCACUUUGGAUCGCUUGAUACGAAUGCACUGGGUGUCUUAUCCUUUAUGCCACUACGACUUCAAAAAUUCGGCAGAAAUAGGAAUAAUUGUAGUAUCUACCUAUAUAGGAUCACAAUACAUCUUACUAUCUAAACAGAAAGAUAAUUAAAAAAUUCUACUGACCCUUCUAUGGGAAUUCAUUUCACGGAAAAAAGUUAUUUAUCAUUUUAUUAUUCACCAGGCUAAUUUUAACUAUGAAAUGAUUGUAAUGUAGGGUUGUGAGUUACAAAACAAUUUGGUUCAAAUUUAUUAUGUUUGUCUAUUUUAAUUUAGACCGUCUUUGGUUCUAAAUACAACAAUUUUUAAGCAUACUUCUGGAAUACUUUACUAUUUUUGCGGUAACGGACGACUAAGUAAUAAAAUGUAAAUAAUAAGCGCGGAUUAGAACGUAAAAGUACUUUUAGUUUUUUUUUUUUAUUGCUUAGUCGGGUGGACGAGCUCACAGCCCACCUGGUGUUAAGUGGUUACUGGAGCCCAUAGACAUCCACAACGUAAACGCGCCACCCACCUCGAGAUAUAAGUUCUAAGGUCUCAGUAUAGUUACAACGGCUACCCCACCCUUCGAACCGAAACACAUACUGCUUCACGGCGGAAAUAGGCGGGGUGGUGGUACCUACCCGUGCGGACUCCUCUAAGAGGUCCUACCACCACUCGCGAAAACCACAUAAAAUACAACAAUAUGCAUAUUAUUAUGUAUUUUAUCUAAUUUCGUGUCGCACGUUAAACUAAUGCUAACGAAUAUUACUAAAUUCGCAUAUGUAGUGAUUUUCUAAGAAAUAUUACAGGCGUCAUUGCAAAAAAAAGUGGACACAGGGAAGUCAAGAAUGUCUGCCAAUUUUAUUUUUGGUCUAGUUUUUUUUCUCUAUUACUAUUUAGUGAGACGCAUUUUGUAGGAUUUGCGAUGGAGGUCAUUGCUUUUGCUCCCGAAGAAAUUGUUUUUAUGUCAAAACUAGUGUUGGGAUUCCUAUGAUUUUGAACGAUCGUAAAUCGAUUUUGUUAAUGAUUAUUGUUUGAAACAUUUUGCCAACCCCGAGCCCUUGCGUUUCAGUUGUGUUUAUGACGGCGACGCCGGUGCAACAGCCGGCCGUGACCGAGUUUGUCGCUCGCAACUCCACGACUAUGUACCGCAAACAUUAUGUCAAUACGCAUAAUAUUUUUCAAACAACUUUAUUGAAUACGAACCGAUACUGAAUUUCGACUGACUCGGUGGUACAGUAGUUAGUGCCGCUAUCUGUUGCGCCGAGGAUCGUGGAUUCGAUUCCCACAUCGGAGAAACAUUCGUGCGGCGAACAGAUGCAUUUGCUCUUUGUCUUGGCGUUUAUUAUCAAUUUAAGUAUAUAUUUAAACGUAUAUAAGUAUGUAUGUCUGUCUCUGGUAUGCAGAGGGAAUCCUAAUUUGCGGCCGGAUUACCGUACAUGAUUUUUUCCCAAUUAUUAAUUAUUAUUAUUAUUAUAUUAUUAAUCUUUAAUCUCUAUAUAUAAAACUGAAUUGCUGUUCGUUAGUCUCGCUAAAACUCGAGAACGGCUGGACCGAUUAGGCUAAUUUUGGUCUUGAAUAAUUUGUCGAAGUCCAGAGAAGGUUUAAAAGGUAGAUAAAUAUGAAAAUUAUCGGAAUUAAAUAAAGUUUAGGCCUUUUAUUUAUCGAUUGAAGCACUGCGAAGUCUGCCGGGUCAGCUAUAUUAAAUAAAAAUAUACUUUCACAAAUAAAUGAGCGGUUUGUCUAAUACAUGAUUACAGUUUAAAUACACGUUAAUUUCUGGCUCAAAUUAUACAAUUUCUAUUUACACUACGACCGUUAGAAGAUAAUUUAGGACUGGUCAAUAUUAUGGCAGUUCUGGCAAGGUUUCAUAUAAAUAAAUUCACAGUAAGCGAUAACUGGUCCGGGAGUAUAAUGUGCACCUGAAACUUCUGACGUUUUGAAUAAUUACAGGUUUCGUCGUAUAUCGACCAGAUAUCGAAAUAUUCUGCAACAUUCUGAUGUCUACAGCAAUAUCGACUACAAAGAUUUUACUCAUGGCAUUUUGGCAGGCUGAAAAAUCCCAAUCGCUUGUUCGUCCAUUUAAAGUACGCGUGUGGUGCCGUUAGAUUAAAAUUAUGUAAAGGCUCCUACUCUUAUCUCUGGUGUGUGAAAUAUGCACUUCAAAGCGCGCAACAAAACAAUAAAAACCAAACAACUGAAAAAUGUUUGUGACAACUAUCUAUGAAAAAUGCAGGUCAAAUAAAUACAUACUUCAAAAAGUAUAGUGUCUACAAGCAUUUCAAGAAUUUACCCAAUAAAUAUUACGAAUAACAAUUAUGAAUUAGUAGGUACAUUAAAAUUUUCUACGUAUGUUAAAUUUCAAUGAACAUGAGUUUAGUAAAACGGAUAAAAAUCUUGCAAGGCCCUGCUAACGCCAUCUAGGCAAAGGGAAUAAUAUUCCAAAGCAGUAAUUAUUAUAAUCUGAAUGUAGAUGGCGGUAGACAAUAAACGGCAUUAAAUAAUAAACAAAUUGAUAAAUAUAAAUUAGCAAUCUUUGAACAGGUAGGUAUGUACUUCAUAUAAAGAAUCAAUCUGUCAAAAAUCAAUCACUAAUGAUGAGCCAUAUCUUCAUUUAAAACAAUGUGAGCCUCUUUAAUGAAGUACUUUGAGGACUCAAUAGUAUUACUAUGCUUUUUUUUUAUAGAUAGUCAUAUCGUAAAUCGACUCAUCUCUCAAUCCCAUUUCAUUUUUCACACAACAUAUGAUUCUGAAAAAGUGUAUUUUAUUUUAUUGUUUUCUAAUUUAGUCGAUUUUGAAAACGAUGAAUCGAGUAUUAGUUUAUUAUCCAUUUUGAACAAAAUAACUCUUUUCAAACUUACUAACUUAAGUUUGCAAGAUCGUAUAAUUGGAAAUCAAAUAAAUAAUAUCGGUUACACAUUAUGUUCUCUCAAACUAAAGUAAAAUGUUGAUCGAUUAAACAUUUUUGACAAUAAUUUUUAAUCUUAGCAAUGGAAUAUUUUCCAUUGUAUAGAUAAAUCUUAGGUUUUUCUAAUUAGCAACAAAAUAAUUCGUCUAAUUUGCUACUGUAAUGUUGAUCUUGUGUGUUCUUUGCCUCCCACCUUCUAGGAACCCCAAGGGGUUAUACAAACUUCACCGAACGUAUAGGCGAGCUCACGGGGCUCACUCAACCUCGAAGACUUUGCUAACAUCUGCCCUAGCAAUGCUUCGCUGAAUCUACCACUGGAUCGGAAUCGCGACCCGCUGCGAAGAUCCGGGGAGAAACUCAAGCUAUUUCAGUGGCUGAAGGGGCACAAAGAACCCUUCGUCGCACUCAACCGAUUCGAAAAGAAAAAUGUUGAUUUUUCGAUGCUUUGUUGACAAAAUCCUGUGUUGCUGUUGUCUAUGCUGUCGGCAUUACGAUCGGCGGGAAUGUACCUAAUUUGUGAAGAUAUCUUUGUGUUUUUAAUAAGUUAUUGUUAUUGUGUUAAGUUAUUGUGAUAUUGAUUGUGAUGUGUAAUUAUUUACACCCUUUUAGUUUCAAAACUCUCAGUAAAUUCCCACUGUUUUACUAAAUAAUUGUCUUACCUCAUCUUAAUUUCCGUUCACGUCACUUCACAAGUAAGAAGUACCUAUAUGGCUCGGCCUUUGGUAUAAUAAAAUUGAUAGUACUACGGGCUGCGUUUCCUUUGCCUGUUGCUUAUACGAAUCAAACCAAUGAAAAUGUCAAUAGCUAGUGACGACUGGAAUAUUAUUUUAAGAAUUUAGCAAAUUCAAAUAAUACAAUAAUUUAACUAUCAUUGAUUGAUGAAAAAAACUAAUCAUAAAUCAUAUAUUAAUUACAUUUAAAUAGUAUAUAAGAGCGCUCAACAAAACCUAAUAGCUUACAUCAAGAGGUUAGCUUAUGAAUUUGUGGCUUUCAUAAGUGAAACUGGAAAUGAACACAGAAAAAAGGAACGGCCGUGGACGAGGCAGAGGUCGUGGUCGCGGAAGAGGUAGGGGUAGAGGCAGAGGUAGAGGUAAAAAAGUUCCUAAAGUAAUGUCCAGUGACGAAGAGGAAUGUUCUGUAGAAGAAACCUCACAAGAUGCUGAAGAACCAGUAGUUGAGGAGCCUAAGGAAGAACCCGAACCGGUUGACCCACCCAAACUGGAAGUUCCCUCAGACAUAUCACAAUUAGAAGCACCGGUAUUCACAACUUUGCAAAGAGGACCACCUGAACCGAUGCUGCGACUCGAUUGGAGCCACCGAGCUACACUUAUUGGAGAGAAGGUCUUGAAUCCAAUGAUAUACUGCUGUGAUACAUGCUCCAAACCUAUUCUUAUUUAUGGAAGAAUGAUACCAUGCAAACAUGUCUUCUGUUUAUCUUGUGCUCGUGCUGAUCACACGCACUGCCCUCGGUGUAGAGAGAAGGUUCUCCGAGUAGAACAAACCGGUUUGGGCACAGUUUAUAUGUGCACACAUUCCGGAACACGUUAUGGCAAUACAGGAUGCAGGAGAACUUAUUUAUCGCAGCGAGACCUACAAGCACACAUCAACCAUAGACACGUGUCAUCCGGUAACACUGAACCGAAAGUAGAACCGGAAACUCCAUCUCCUUCCGUACCUGUGGUCAAACCUAUUACACCGAUGUCGGUGGGUACGAGCGACCCACGGGGGCACGGCCGACCCCGCACCAACCUCAUCACCGUGCCCAUACAUGACCACACUGACCAGCACAACUAUUACAACUAUUACACGCAGCCCCCGCCGUCCGUGACGUCGGUGCCGGUUCUGCAGUCGCUCAGCGUCCCGCCGCCGCCAUACUACGCGCCGCCGCCCGCGCCUCACGCGCCCCACGCACCCCACGCACCCCACGCAGCGCACCCACCCCACCACUACGUGCCGCCGCCCGGUGGUACGAUAUCUACAGCAGUAAGCGGUGUGUCUCCUGUCCCGAACGUGACUCCAGCGAGCGGGGAGGCGGGGCGUUGGGGGGACGGCUACUCCGGGAGCUGGCCUCCCCCCCAUCCCUACUACCGGUAGCGGUACCGGACCACCAUACGCACGCGGUACACCAUGCGGAGGUUCUAAUCGACAUCGAGAACGUGUGGGUUAUUGUCGUGCUUAAACGUCUUAAGUAAUAGUGCUGAAACAUUCAACUUGUCAGUUAUGUGAAAUAGAAAACAAAAUGUGUACUGAAACUUGCAUACCGCUAGGUACAUCUGAUAGACGUGCGAUCGUACACGUGUGCAACAAAAUUUAUAAAUAGACAGCAGAUUAAAUACCUCCAUGAAUCUUAGUCAAAUAUUUGUGUACUAAAAUUGUGUUAGACAAAAGUGCUACUAAAAAUUGUGCAUAAUGACUAAUAUACUACAAAAGUAUAAUUUACACUUAAAUGUUGAGAAUACGUGUAUAUGAAGUACUCACUAACAAUGAUUACAAAAGUUCUGUGGAUUAUUGUAUUUUCAUAUGACAUUGUGCUCGAAUGGAAUGUACCUAAGUGCGUAAAAACAAACCAGUCAGACCUACUGAGAAGAUCCAAAAAUUUAAUCUGAUUCUUAUAUUAUUACAUUUAAAUAUAAAAUUAAAUGUGGCCUAGUGAUGAAAUACUACAACAUUGUUAUUCUAGACAUCGGAGAGCAGCAUUACUGUAAAUAAGAAAUGGCUAUACUUAGUUGUCCUUGCACAGACGUAUUGAGACUCGAUUAAAUAUAACUGAAUAAUUAAAUUACAAGAAACUUAUACAAUUUGUCUGCUCAAUAGUUUAAGUUUCCGUUUUUGGGAGAAUAAAGUGGUCCAACAACAAUGUUCAGGACCUAAGUAGUAAGUACCUCGAAAUAACAAAAUAUGAACUUAAUUCUUCACAAAAGUAAUACACAUGACAGACUCUUUGUAUCCAACGCGUUCAUUGGAAGAUGUCAACUUCAUUAAGUAAUUAUUACUCGAAUAGUUAUGGUUGUAUUGUUGUGUAGGAAAUUAUAUGUAUAUAAUAGAAUUCAGAAUUUGCAACCUUGUUCUCUUUAUGAGCUAUAGAAGUCCAAUAGAUUCGCGCGUAUUAUGAAAUAACUUGAAAUUGAACAAUUUUUUAUUUGUAAAAGUGAUUUUGUGAAAACUGGAUGAGAAACUAUUUACAUUUAAAAAAAAAUAGUCAGUUUUCGUUGUUGUUAAAUACAAAAUUGAGGAAAACACCCGAACCAGAGAAAUAAAAAAUAUAUAUGAGUCGUCUAUUAUCAAAGGCGGCAAUCUGUACAUUUGGACAAAAAUUUUUUAUUGAUAUGUCAAUACAGAUUUAUUUGAAUAUAAUCGUCUCCUUCAAAGAAUACGGUUCAAAAUCUGCAUUAAAUAAAGGUUAAUAGUUAACCUGUUAUUUAUCUAAGAUGUCGUUCCGAAGAGUUUUGUGACUGCCAAUGGAAUACAAAGUCAAUAAUUCGUUUUUCUGAUUUACCAAUCAUUGUCCAAAAGUCAGAUUGCCGCCUUUGAUAAUAGACGACUCAUAUCAAGUUUCAAUGUUCUUCAUUUAGGAUAACUUAAUUGAUAGUUUUACAUAUUUUAUGUAAAUUGUUUUCAUUGCAUAAUCUCGUUUAAACGUGUACCAAUAAUUAAACAAGAAUUUAGAAAGCUAGUGAUUUACACAAUAGUAUUUAAAGACUUUUAUUUUAUUUUCUUCUAUUUUAAAGGGUAUAUUAAUUAUUCGUUUAUAGUUUUUUUUAUUUUAAUGAUACCAUAAAACGAACAGUUCAUCACAUUUGCUGCAAUAUUAAGAAUAAAACUUUUAUUUAUUCUAUUUAUUUUAUGUUCAGAAGUAUAUUUUUGUUCAAACUUAAAAUACACUAAGUAAUUAGGUGUACGAAAGACCUAUAAAAUAUAUAAUUGUCAUCUGAGAAGUUGCGAAUUGAAAAUAAAAUAUAGUAUAAAAACUAUAAAA